AUGGCAACACUCGUUGCCUUGAGACUGCUGACUGGUAGCAUUUACCUUGACAGCAAAUUUCAUGGUGCUAGCGACGGGCCUUACUCUCCGUCGGGAUUGGUUCCUGCCACACGUGUUGUCACUACUGAAUGGCUGAUUACAACCAAUAAGAAAUCCCCCCAUACCGCCGACUGGCAAUUCUUCUUCCAAUUCAAGUUCUACCCACCCGAACCCGCGAUGCUGCAAGACGAGAUCACACGGUAUCAGUUGGUGCUUCAGGUACGUCAAGACGUAUUCACUGGGAAACUGCCCUGCUCCUGGGUGACUCAGGCCCUGCUGGGAUCCUUCGUGGCCCAAUCCGAGGUCGGUGACUAUGAUCCCAGUCUGCACCGCAAUACUAACUACCUGAAGAAAUUCGAAUUUGUCCGAUCCCCAACUGAGCAGUUGCUCCAGAAAAUUUCGGAGCUUCAUGCCAAUAACAAGUAA
This is a messenger RNA of Dibothriocephalus latus, 465 nucleotides long. NCBI's taxonomy places the organism in Eukaryota, Metazoa, Platyhelminthes, Cestoda, Diphyllobothriidea, Diphyllobothriidae. The record is from the annotation of a GenBank genome assembly.